Molecule: messenger RNA, 333 nt
Organism: Lotus japonicus
Lineage: Eukaryota; Viridiplantae; Streptophyta; Magnoliopsida; Fabales; Fabaceae
Exons: 1
Coding region: 1-333 (110 amino acids)
Source: RefSeq, a predicted model, not a curated record
AUGGUAGUGUUGACGGAAGAGUGUAGUGCCAUCUUGCAGCGGAAGAUGCCAAUGAAAAGAAGAGACCCCGGAAGUUUCACUAUUCCGGUGGAGGUUGAAGGGAUGGCAGAAGUAGAAGCACUUUGUGAUUUGGGGGCGAGCAUCUACUUGAUGCCGCUUACCAUGUUUAAAAGAUUGAAUCUAGGGGAGGUGACACCAACAAAGCUUUCUUUACAAAUGGCGGAUCGAUCCCUUAAGACACCGUACGGGAUUGUGGAAGAUUUAAUGGUGAGGGUGGACAAGUAUGUGUUCCCCGUGGAUUUUGUUGUGCUUGACAUGGAAGAAGAUGAGUAG